Molecule: messenger RNA, 2636 nt
Organism: Rhincodon typus (whale shark)
Lineage: Eukaryota; Metazoa; Chordata; Chondrichthyes; Orectolobiformes; Rhincodontidae
Product: sialic acid-binding Ig-like lectin 10
Exons: 12
Coding region: 133-2583 (816 amino acids)
Source: RefSeq, a predicted model, not a curated record
CGCAGAGGGUAGCAGCAAAGGAAGAUGCCAUUCGUCCAAGCAGGGGGUCCCGGCAGUUACUCCCCAGAUGAGCAGUUGGACCGGUCGUAGAGCUUGAGAGGGAGAAGCUGAUGAAAUAUCUGGGAGAGGACAAUGAUUGGGAAAUCUUACUUCCUGCUGUCACUCCUCCAAGCUGGACUGGCACAAAACUGGGAAGCCGACACUCCACAUGAGGUGACAGCACAGGAAGGUUCCUGUGCACAGAUUCCAUGUCAUUACAGGUAUCCUUUAGAUCUGGCAGACCAACAUCGAGAUGGAAUCUGGUUUAAUAACGAGAAAGAGGUCACAUCGUCGAUAGUCUUUCACUCCCGGGAUCACAGUCAAGAGUCGCCACAUUUCCACCAUCGGACCCGACUGUCUGGACACCUGAAAGAUGGAGACUGUUCCCUGAUUAUAAACAACAUCAGGCGGCAAGAUGCAGGACCUUAUCUUUUCAGAGUAGAAUUUGAGGGAAAGUCUAAAUACAGCUACAAACCCAUAACCCAGCUUCACGUUUCCGAUUUCACAGAUAAACCCAUGAUAUUCCCUGUGGAAAUUAUUGCAGGGAAGCGUGUGAACCUGAGCUGCACCUUCAACACAACAUGCAAUGGAACAGCUCCUGCCUUAACCUGGGACACUCCCACUGCAGUACCUGGAUCAGUCUCAAACACUGUAACUCAGCAUGGUGUCACUCUGACCUAUACUUCUGUUCUGAGCCUGACACCAUCACUCACACACCAGGGGCAAACUCUCACCUGCAGAGUGAGUUAUCCAACUGUUUCAUCAGAGCAGACCCUCAUACUGACAGUGCAAUACCCACCGCAGAAUCUUUCAAUUACUUCCUUUGAUGGGAUUAAAGAUUCAUCGAUAAAUAUAAUGGAGGGGAAAGCUGUGGUGAUUAUCUGCUCUGUUGAGAGCUUCCCAGCUUCUAACCUGAUGUGGGGACAUCUUAAUGCCACAAUGAACAGAACAAGUUCCAACAAUGAGCUGUGGUUGGAGAUUUUUCACAUUACGUACAGGGAGACGGGAGAUUAUCGGUGUGUGGCAGAGAAUGAGCAUGGAACAGUAGAGGGCUCCAUAACCAUCACCGUGGAAUAUGCACCACGGAAUCUCUCAAUUACUUCUCCUCAUAUAAUUAAAGACUCAUCAAUCAAUAUAAUUGCGGGGAAUUCUGCAGUGAUAAUCUGCUCUGUUGAGAGCCUCCCACCUUCUGACCUAAUGUGGAGACAUCUGAAUGUCACAAUGAACAGAACAAGUUCUAACAAUGAGCUGUGUUUGGAGAUUCCUCACAUUACAUACAGGGAGACUGGAGACUAUCAGUGUGUGGCAGAGAAUGAACAUGGAACAGUGAAGGGCUCCAUCACCAUCACUGUAGAAUACCCACCACAGAAUCUCUCAAUUUCUUCCCUUGAUUGGAUUCAAGAUUCAUCAAUCAAUAUAAUUGAGGGGAAAGCUGCAGUGAUAAUCUGCUCUGUCAAGAGCUUCCCAGCUUCUAACCUGACAUGGAGACGUUUUAAUGUCACAAUGAACAGAACAAGUUCCAACAAUGAGCUAUGGUUGAAGAUUCCUCACGUUACACAAAGGGAGACUGGAACCUAUCAGUGUGUGGCAGAGAAUGACCAUGGAGCAGUGGAGGGCUCCAUAACUAUCACUGUGCAAUAUGCACCACGGAAUCUGUCAAUUACUUCUUUUGAGAUUAAAGAUUCAUCAAUCAAUAUUACUGAGGGGAAAGCUGCAGUGAUAAUCUGCUCUGUUGAGAGUUUCCCAGCUUCUAACCUGAUGUGGAGACAUCUUAAUGCCACAAUGAACAGAACAAGUUCCAACAAUGAGCUGUGGUUGGAGAUUCCUCACGUUACAUCCAGAGAGACUGGAGACUAUCAGUGUGUGGCAGAGAAUGACCACGGAGCAGUGGAGGGCUCCAUAACCAUCACUGUGCAAUAUCCCCCACGGCAGACCACAGCGUCCAUCAGUGGAUCCUCAGGUGGGAUCAGAGAAGGACACAACAUCACAUUAACCUGCUCCAGUGAAGGUGUCCCACCGAUAUCUCAUUACUCUUGGUUCAGGAUCGAGGGAAACACGAGCACCCAGUUAAACACAAGCAGCCGGAUUCUCUCCUUCACUCCAGUGACACGUGGGAAUGAUGCCAGUUUCUACUGCACAGUGACAAACCCAUUGGGUAACAGCAGCUCUAACACGAUCCACCUGAACGUGGAAUUCUUAAUCUUCCUGCAUGUGCAAAAGAGAAAGACAGCGACUGAGGAGGCAGUUUCAAACACCAGUGACCUUUCAUUGAUCUACAGUCGACUGUCUGAGAAACACCAGGAUUCACAGAACAUCGUGGUUACUGACUCUCAGGACACAACUAGAGAUACAACUAGUGAGGGGGAAACACCAGCUCCCCGAGAUGUCUCUGAGGGUCCAGUGGGAGGAGAUGCAGCACACCACAAUAGAACUGAGGACCUUCUCUACGCCAACAUCAACUUCUCAAAGCUGCCCAGCAGUGAUGGGGCUGUGCACAGGGGUGAGAACACAGAACAUGCACAGAUCAGAUUCCAGCCAAGCUAAGAGAGAAACAGGGAGAGGGGUGUGAGAGUCAUGUGCAGCCAAUAUGGUUCAAU